Molecule: messenger RNA, 1011 nt
Organism: Exophiala bonariae
Lineage: Eukaryota; Fungi; Ascomycota; Eurotiomycetes; Chaetothyriales; Herpotrichiellaceae
Exons: 1
Coding region: 1-1011 (336 amino acids)
Source: RefSeq, a predicted model, not a curated record
AUGUCCAUUGCCCGCGCCACAACUCAUCAUGAGUUAGAGCCAAAGAUUAAGGCUACGGCGCAAGCCGGCUUUGAGGCCAUUGAACUGUUCUAUGAGGACAUCAAGCUUCCCAGUCGAAGACAGACAAAUAUCACUCGACCGUUUCAAGAAAACCUCUACAGCAAUGCUCGUCUCUUUCGCAAGCUCUGUGAUCAAUACGGCCUGAAGGUAAUAGUAUUUCAGCCCUUCAAGAACUACGAAGGCCUUCUCAGUAAAAGCAGACACGAAGAGAAGCUAGCCAAAGCCAUGGUGUUUUUUGAAAUCUGCCAGAUUCUGGGAGCAGACAUACUUUUGAUACCGUCCAUGUUUCACACCAGCCUAGAGAUUGCAACAGGCGGGGAGAAAGUCGUGGAAGAUUUUAGAGAGCUUGCAGACCUGGCAGCAUCCUAUUCCCCUCCCAUCCGUCUUGCCUAUGAAUAUAUGGCAUGGGGAGCACAUGUGGACAGCUGGCAAACAACGUGGGCGGUAGUACAAAAAGUUGAUCGCUCAAAUUUCGGGAUGUGCAUCGAUACCUACCACACACUUGCAAAGGUGUAUGGGGAUCCCGAGGCCCUAGACGGUCUACGACCAAAUGCCCUCGAAAGUUUGAAAGCUGAUCUUGCCGAUCUCGCACGAAUGGUUGAUGUGCAGAAGAUCUGGUACAUCCAGCUCUCAGAAGCUAUGAAGAUGGACACUCCUCUUUCACCUUCACAUCCAUUCUUCAAUUCUCAACAACACCCCUUAAUGCAAUGGUCUCGCAACGGCCGGGUCUUUCCUGGUGAUUUGGAACUGGGCGGCUAUAUGCCGGUAGACGAGAUCGUGAGGACUUUAGUGUUGGAAAUGGGCUACCAAGGAUGGGUAAGUAUGGAAUCAUUUCAUGCCUCAACAGCUGAUCCAGAUCCUGAAACACCCAUUCGUCAAGCUCAGAAGGCCAUGAAGCUGUGGAAGCAAUUAGUGGCAUCAUUGGAAACAGAGAGCAAGACUGGUGAAUGA